Lizanozyma spartinae is the source of this 249-nucleotide messenger RNA. RefSeq names its product cytochrome c oxidase subunit 1 (gene COX1). The transcript has 5 exons. The coding region runs from base 1 to 249 and encodes 82 amino acids. The record is from RefSeq and is a predicted model, not a curated record. Lineage: Eukaryota; Fungi; Ascomycota; Pichiomycetes; Serinales; Debaryomycetaceae.
AUGAAUAUAAAUAAAAAUAUAUACCAUUUUAUAGGUUCAGCUAUAUCUGUUAUAGCAGUUAUAGUUGGAUUAAAAAGUGUAUUAGUACAAUUAGAAAAUGGUGAAAAUGAAAGACCAGAAGUACAAGUUACACCAGAUUUCUUAGAAGCUAAUUUAACUAGAGAUGUUAGAGAUUCAGACCUAGAAUUAAUAUUAUCUAGACCUGCUGAAUAUCAUACUUUCUCAGAAUUACCUAUCUUAAAAUCUUAA